Messenger RNA from Mus musculus (house mouse), 4047 nucleotides. RefSeq names its product fibroblast growth factor 11 (gene Fgf11). The transcript is spliced from 5 exons. The record is from RefSeq and is a predicted model, not a curated record. Gene Ontology annotation, biological process: signal transduction. The coding region runs from base 1325 to 1918 and encodes 197 amino acids. Gene Ontology annotation, cellular component: nucleus. Gene Ontology annotation, molecular function: growth factor activity. Lineage: Eukaryota; Metazoa; Chordata; Mammalia; Rodentia; Muridae.
GCAGAGGAGGGGGAGCCUCUGUCGCCGCCGCCGCCUCAGCUUCCCACAGCCGCUGCCGCUGCCUCCGCCGCUCUGCCUGGUCCAACCUCCAGGCCCAGUGCUCUGACUUUGCCGAACCGAGGCGCUCUGCAGAGACAUCCUUACUCCUUCCUGGGGGUCCGGGACGCUUAGGCCGACGUUGGGGGGAAACCUCCGCUUGCGGGUGACAGGGAGGGAGGAGCCUGGAGCUGGAGCUCGCGGCACCCGUCGCCCGGAUCAACAGGACAGGACAGGUUGAGGGGCGUCGGGGAAAGGAAGGGGUGUUAUAGCAGUCCCAGGGAGGACGAGAAAGCCCUGGCGCAGGAAGCUCUGAUGCGCUGUGACUUAUUAAGGGCCUGUUCACGUUUGAGGAGUGUUGACAACGUGGGUGCACUCCUCUCUUGGGGGCCUUGUUAGAUUGGAGGGUGUGGGAUCUAAGCAGUGCCAGUUGUUCCUCGGGAAAUUUAAGGGGCAACUAGAAAACAGACAGAAACGGCGGAUGCUCCUUUUUUCGGGGCGACAGAGGGUCCUGCAGACAACCACCUGGUGUCUGCACUAAGAAGGGUUGAUUUGGAGGUGACUUCAAAAGGAGUGGAGGGUAGCAAGGUGAGGGAAUGGUGUUAGCAGCUGGGACUCUGUGGUACUAGAAAUGGGGGUGACAAUGAGAAAAAGCAUUAUCCAGCCAGGGGGCCUGGGAACCCCUUUUCACUGAACCUAAACAGCCUGAAUUUUGAGUCAUAUUUGCUGGCAGAGGGGGGAUUUGAAGAAAGUGGGAGACCCACUCCAUUUAGAGUAUAGAAAAGGAAAAAAGAAAACAGAGCUGGGCUCCUCUUGACAUUGACAGCAGCCUAGGGUGAGCUAAUGUCCACAAAGCUUAGGACCCACACCCUGUGUAAGAGUAGGCUGGGCAGGAGCGGCCCCAAAAUAGGGUAGAAAGAAGCCUCGGGGUAUUGAGAACACAUCUUAGAAAUAUAGGAGGGUCUUGACUGUGGGAUAGAGGAGGUAUCUUCUAUCUGGUACAGAGGCCAGAGAGGAGGGAAGGGGAAAGCUUUCAUUAGGGGACAGAAUUCAUGGGUGAGGUCAGCUGAGGAGUGCAUAGGCUGCUGGAGCCGCUGGAGCUAGUCAGGGCCCAAGGGUGGGAGCCGGUGGUGUUGGGGAACGUACUGGGGUCUGGGGUUUCUCUUCAGAUCCUGUGGGUGGGGCGGUGGGUUGGGUCCUGAGCAUGCCCUGGUGAGAGGGCUCCUCUUGGGGAGCCCAGGGCGCUCCGGGAGCCUGCUGGUUUGGGGGUGUCUCCUCCCGGGGCGCGAUGGCGGCGUUGGCCAGUAGCCUGAUCCGACAGAAGCGGGAGGUCCGCGAGCCCGGGGGCAGCCGGCCCGUGUCGGCGCAGCGGCGCGUGUGUCCCCGCGGUACCAAGUCACUUUGCCAGAAACAGCUCCUCAUCCUGCUGUCCAAGGUGCGACUGUGCGGGGGGCGUCCCACGCGACAGGACCGCGGCCCAGAGCCUCAGCUCAAAGGCAUCGUCACCAAACUGUUCUGCCGCCAGGGUUUCUACCUCCAGGCGAAUCCCGAUGGGAGUAUCCAGGGCACCCCAGAGGACACCAGCUCCUUCACCCACUUCAAUCUGAUUCCUGUGGGACUCCGUGUGGUCACCAUCCAGAGUGCCAAGCUGGGUCACUACAUGGCCAUGAACGCUGAGGGGCUAUUGUACAGCUCGCGUCGUUCUGGCCGGGCCUGGUACCUAGGCCUGGACAAGGAAGGCCGGGUCAUGAAGGGAAACCGAGUCAAGAAGACCAAGGCAGCUGCCCACUUUGUGCCCAAGCUCCUGGAGGUGGCCAUGUACCGGGAGCCUUCUCUCCACAGUGUUCCUGAGACCUCCCCUUCCAGUCCCCCUGCCCACUGAGAUAUAGUCCCUGGACUGGAGGCUCCCUGCUCUUCCAGUGAGUCAGCCACCGCCACAUCCUGUGUCCUAGCCCUGCGCCGGGCCUUGCCGCUCUCACCCCUGUUGCCACACACAUGCCCUGAGCAGUCAGGUCUCAGCAGGUGCUGCACCCUGUGGGAGCUUCGGGGCUGUCAGGGACCUCCGGAGUUGCUGAGCUCUUAGAUCCUGGGGCCCAGGAGAGGUCCCAAGAUGGGGGUGCCUGAGAUGACCCUGCCUGAUCACUUCUCUUUUUUCCACACUAAUUCCUACCCCUUAAGAGAACACCCAUUUUUUUUCCUAAAAGGCACCGGGGUUCCAACACUCAAGGCAGGAAGGUAAUACUCUUCACCCUGGCUGAGCCAGUCUCUGAAGCCAUGUCCUUCUUUGCAUCGUCUCGAAGCCAUAGCUUUCUAGGUCGGUCCACUGGCACUCAGAAUGCAUCUCCUUCUCUCUCUGCUCUACCUUCUGACUUGGUCUGGACAGGUUCUGAUAGAGCUGGUCACCCCAGCCAGGCAGGGCCAUCCCUAUGUUCUGUGUUGGAACCCAAGUAUGUAUCCUUUCCACGUCUAUCCUUGUCCUAGAUGGACACCUCCCACCCCUGGCUUUAAAAAAGAGGCCCCCUACUGUAGCAAUUGGCCUUGGUCUGAAUUGGGACCAGUCUCAGGUCACCACUGAUUAAACCUUCUUAUCCCAGAGACACCCAAUUCUAGAACGUGGUAUUCUAGACCUUUCUGGAGCCAUACUUCCUCCUGAAUCUCAGUUCUAGGACAUAGCCCAUGACUCUCAGCCCUUUCUUCCCGGAUGGAGCUAGGGCCUGUAUAGCCAUAUUAUUGUACUAGAGUAAGUUCUAGACCUACCCUUCCACUUUCUCUAGCAAUUAAAGGAUGAGCUAUGGGUAGAACUCAGCUAUGAUUAAUUAAAAACUGAUUGGCUCUGAGCUGUGCUUGGUGGCACACACCUGUAAUUCAGCACCCGGGAGGCUGAAUCAGACAGAUCCUGAGUUGGAGGCCAUCCUGGGCUACAAUAGCAAAACCCUGUCUCAAAAGCCAAUACACACACACACAUACACACACACACACACACACACACACAGAGAGAGAGAGAGAGAAAGAGAGAGAGAGAGAGAGAGAGAGAGAGAACUAAUCAGUACUGAACGGAUCAAGAACCACUUCUUGCUUUUCCUAAAUAAUUUUCUAAAAAUAGUCCCUCCAGAAUACUAACCUUACUUUUACAUGGUUUCUAGUUUCAGCAUUCCAACUAGGGUUCUGCCAGGGAGACAAGAGUCUGGGGAAAGAUACAGGAAUUCUGGAAGAAUAUACCUGGCUCCUAGAAGGGAAGCUGAGAGGGAGAAAAUGCCAUGGUAUGAUUGAACCUGUGUCUGAACACUUAGCUACCUCAGCAGGAAUUCCUUCCAGAUCCCUUUUAAAGCUGAGGACUUUCGUUCUGAUAUGGUAUGCUGCAUCUGUGAGGUAAAGGAGAGGAGGAGAAUCAGGAAAUAAAAGGCUAGCCUGGGCUACCUAGUGAGGUCAGGGCCAGCCUAGGCUAUGUGAGACCCUGUCUCAAACAACAGGAAGCUAAGGUCUACAAUGAGAAUAACUCUAGAAUUAAAAAGGACAAAUAGGGACACAGCCUUGACUCCCCCUCACAGCAGAGAGACCCCCAACUCAGCAAUAAGUUCAACUUCUCCGAGCCCUCUACAGGUCAGGCUUAGGAAACGAGGAGCCUCUUGGGCUCCCAGACCUCAUAUGUAUCCCCAGAGCUUCUAACUAAAUAGAAUUUACUUUACUUUACAGCUUUUAAACCUCAGGUGGGUUCUAAGUACCCAAAAAGGACCUGAAAAACGGAGAAAGCCAUGGGGAACCUCUAGUAAAAUAGGAGGUAGAUUCUGAGUCUAGCAGAUGUAGGUGGAAACGUCUAUUGAGGUCCUAAGGGAGGGGCUAGUGCUCAAAGACAGGUCACUUUUCCUCAGGCCCUUUUACUUCUGGCUUGUUGCAAGAGAUGCCCCCCUCCCUCAUACAAACCCCGCUCAGGCUCCGCCCAUCUCCUGGCACUGCUCUCAGGGGACGGGGUCUCCACUUCAUGCUUUCUGUAAUUAAAGAUGAUUUAUACAA